This is a messenger RNA of Saccostrea cuccullata (small rock oyster), 1483 nucleotides long. RefSeq lists its product as uncharacterized. The coding region runs from base 149 to 1237 and encodes 362 amino acids. The transcript is spliced from 2 exons. NCBI's taxonomy places the organism in Eukaryota, Metazoa, Mollusca, Bivalvia, Ostreida, Ostreidae. The record is from RefSeq and is a predicted model, not a curated record.
UUGAAUACAACGUCACACUUCUCUGCACUCAACUUGCCCGGUUCUAUUCUUUCCACGUUGGCCGGGUAGCCAUAUUGAUAAUGGCUGCAGAAUACGAAUAACAAAAGAGUUACAUUUCUUAUUUGGCAGUAUUUAGAUUAUAGUGAACAUGAACGCCACGGCAUCAAGAAUGAUGACCAACAUACAUGCUUCACGUCACAAAUACAGCGUGUUUGCAGUAGUUCUUUUGGUGGCCGGAUUCAUGUUUUUUGUGCCACGAAAAAACUGGACACAAUAUGUGAACAUAUUAUCCGUCUCCGACCCAAAAGUUGAUAGAACUGUAUAUAAAACAGUAACUGUUGCUCUUCCAAAAACUGAGGACGGAAUUCCGUAUGGAGAAAUAGAACAGAUACGAAGAGACUGUGGGCAGCUCUGCAAUACGUCGCGACCUGGCACACCUGGUCCGUAUUUUAACCACGUGACAGCACCAAUAAACUGUGAAGCAAUUUUUAAAAAUGAAUUUAUUGACAAAGGACAUGGUUUGAAAGUAGCACCAAGGAAGAUUCCAGAUAGACUUCUUAAAGACUACACAAUGAAUUUUCAACUGCCAGUGACGGAGUGGUACUUCAAUAUGCCAUAUCUCAACACAAAGAGUAGAACACCAGUAUGGACAAGAGAAAGUGUAGAACAACAGAUCUCUCUAGCAAAGAGAGGAAUUUUAGGUGGGGCUUAUGGAAGUUCUGAAACAAACGCAUUAAGAGAUGGAUUACAGCAUGCUCCUGGCGUCAAAGGUGGGCGCGUCUUAGUCAUAGGAUCCGAGAGUCCAUGGGUUGAGGCAUGCGUACUGGAGGCUGGCGCGAAAGAAGUUGUUACUCUUGAAUAUGGAGAAAUUAAAUCCCUGCAUCCGCAAAUUAAAGCUUACAUUCCUAGGGAAUUUAGGAAGGCUUUUCUUAAUAAUACACUUGGUGAAUUUGACGCUGUGGUAACAUUUAGCUCUGUGGAACAUUCUGGACUAGGUAGAUAUGGUGACGGACUAAACCCCUGGGGAGAUAUCAUAGCGAUCGCCAGGGCAUGGUGUGUUGCAAAGAAAGGGGCUUCAAUGACAAUUGGAGUAAUGUAUGAUAAUGAAAAAGACUAUAUAAGAUACAAUGCUGGGAGGUGGUAUGGGAAAAUAAGAUACCCGUAUCUCGCCACUAACUGGAAACAACACUACAGAGGGAAUGGAAUUCAGAGAGUUCAUGUGUUUUUAAAACCUUAAAUCUAAUAAGAGGGUCUGAAAAUGACUAGAAUAAAAAUAAAUUAUUUAUGUCCGUGUAUUGUGUGUAUGAGCAAAGAAUAUAUGCCGUGUCUGAUGUAGAUAAUUAAGAAAUCAGUAACUGUAUUUGGCACACUUGGAUGAAUAACUGGGAAAAAAGAUCUUGUAAUUGUAAAUCCAACGUGAACCUUCUACUAUAUUAACAUUGAAUGUAUUGCAUAUAUUUUUACCAUUAAAGUUUUAAACCAU